Messenger RNA from Sycon ciliatum, 1622 nucleotides. RefSeq names its product cyclopentanol dehydrogenase-like. Gene Ontology annotation, molecular function: oxidoreductase activity. The record is from RefSeq and is a predicted model, not a curated record. NCBI's taxonomy places the organism in Eukaryota, Metazoa, Porifera, Calcarea, Leucosolenida, Sycettidae. Bases 126 to 1025 code for a protein of 299 amino acids. The transcript is spliced from 11 exons.
GCAUGUCGUCAAAUAUUUGACGACUCCCAGCUGAGCUGAUGUGGAGAACAAUUUUGCUGUUUAUAUUUCUUUGAGAACGAGAGUUGUGCAGCUGUGACCUACGCUGCGUUCCCUGUGUUAGAAAAAUGGCUCUUGUCUUGCGCUGCAUUAGGUCGCGCUUGCCGAUUCUAGUGGCAGCUCGUCAUGCCAGCGGUGGCCCAGAGCUGGGUCGAUUCUCCGGCAAGCGAGCAAUAGUCACUGGAGGUGCGUCUGGAAUUGGCUAUGCUUGCGCUAGGCGACUGGGCCUUGACGGAGCCACCGUGGCAGUGUUCGAUAUCAACAAAGAGGCAGGAGUCAAAGCCGUGCAACAACUCCGGAGCGAAGGCAGUGAUGCACACUUCUAUGAAUGCGACGUUUCUGAGAAAUCUACAUGUGCCGAGCAGACAGAAGCCUUUGCCAAAGCUGAGGGAGAAGGCAAGGUUCACUUCCUGAUCAGCAACGCUGUGUACUUUGGGUCUCAAGCCCUGAAGGCUACAGAUAAGGACUGGUCCAAGAGUAUGGCUGUCAACGUGGUGGGCGCUUCCAACAUGGUCCAGUCAUGCCACCCGUUUAUGCUUGCCGCCGGAGGUCGUGGCUGCUCUAUUGUCCUCCUGGCCAGUGUGUCAGCGCACAGAGCACAGCCUGUAAGGUGGACGUAUUCAGCCACCAAAGGUGCCCUACACAUCAUGGCUAAAACAAUGGCACUGGACUUGUCUGCUGAUAGUAUUCGCGUCAACAGCAUCAGUCCUGCCUGGAUCUGGACGCCGGAGGUCAGCAAGGCCGCUCAAGGAGACCGCAAGACCUGGGAGCCCGUUUGGGGCGAGCCGUUCCACAUGGUGCGGCGCUUUGGUGAAGCAUCGGAAGUUGCAAGUGCUGCGGCCUUUCUUCUAAGUGAUGAUGCAUCAUUUAUCACCGCCACUGACCUGCCUGUGGAUGGUGGAUACAUGGCAAUGGGACCUGAAGGGCUUGGCGAGAAAUCAAAGUUUGCUGGUUCAGAUGAAGAGUAGUUGGAUCAAAGCUGAACGGUGCUCUGAUGGUCACAGUGGUCAUCAGAUAAGAUGUCGGUUGUGGACAAACUUACCGGUAGCUAUCUGCAACGUUUAUAUUUCGUUCUCUCUUGGUGUUCUUGCUAGCUAUUGGCUGUUAGUUCUAUAUUUAGGCCUCAAUUCGCAGUAGAUAUUUUAGAGGUAUUUUAGACUCUUGUAGGGUAUGCAGUCAUGUACAUUAACACAUUGCAAGGAAAUUACAGUAGACUUCUGGACUUUGAUUAUAUUUGAUAUAUUUUCGGAUGGAGGUAUUUUUAGUUUUAUUCCAAGCUCUGAAUUUGUUGUCAUUUCACGGGACAUGCUGGCCAGUCCAAUAUGAAGAGCUUUAAGCUGGUCUUCAAUGCUCACCCAUUUUAUUAUAUUCACCUUUUGUGGGGUUUCCCUUUCUUUCCCCCUCUCAACGUGAGGCAUUCCGGUGUGUACUUUUUGGACCUGUCCUUUUACUGGUACCCGUGAACUUGCAAGUAACUAUUGUUUUUCUUUGGUUAAAACUUAAAACCCUUCAUUUGCUGUUGCUUUCGUCAUACCGGUACUGGAAAAAUGAGUAAGAGUAAUCAA